This is a messenger RNA of Darwinula stevensoni, 1467 nucleotides long. The record is from the annotation of a GenBank genome assembly. Lineage: Eukaryota; Metazoa; Arthropoda; Ostracoda; Podocopida; Darwinulidae.
AUGAUCCGUGACAUUUCCCCGGGGAAUUCCCUCGCGACGGGAUGUGAAUCCCAAUCCCAGAGGAAAGGAAGGAAUCCUCGUCGGGCGUUCUUCGAUGCCCCGUUCCCCUCGUUCCACCGGGAAAGGUACUCCGCGUUAACACCGACUCGAUACCGAGAGUCCAACGACGUCAUCUCGGCCGGUCUCGUGGAAAUCGACCCGGAACGCCUCCGUGUCGUUCGAUCCCCGCCUUGCCUGCUUUCGGUGGCGAACGAUACGGACCAGGCAGAUUCAUUUCGUUUCGAGAGCACUUGCAUCGGCUGCGAGAGGAAACCGAGGAGGGAAUGCCCCGAGCUGCCGACUCUCAUCGACGCGGAAUUCUCUCGCCAGCUCUGGGUGUUUCCGCUGAAGGAAUGCCUCUGCGAGGUGAAGUCCGAGGUCCGACCCCAGAUUCGGGAAGAACUCGUCGAGAAUGCCACCGGAAUCGAGCCGGAGUUGGCUCGAGGGCCGCCGGUGGUCAAGGAGAAAUACUCCGUCGCCCCUUCUUCGUACUGGAGCGUGGUGUUCCAUAGCCGCGAGGAUCGGCAGCUCUGCCCCUGCACGCCCAGUAGGUCGUCCUCGAACGUCUUUUCUCGGGUCGGAUCGAAACGGAUCGCAACGGAUCGUAACGGAUCGCUUCGUGUCGUUCCGGCAGAGAAGGUGGUGUCGUGCGUUUUCACGGUGAUCGGGGUGGAUUGGACCGACAUGAUGGCUUCGCCGUUUUCCGGACUCUUCAGGCUCUUCCACGGAAGACUCACCCGUGCCGUGGAAUACACCAUGCUGGAGAGCGAGCUGAACGACAAGUACGUUUUGAGCCACAUGAGCCGAUUGGAAGUGGGGAUCAACGCCACGGUGGACAUCUUGUUGAGCACCGAAAAUCUCGAUGACCUCAACAUCGCUCGGGUCAUUUUGGCACGGUUCUGGAAGCAGGCCAAUUAUCUGGGAAGCCUCUCGGCCACCCUGAGAGGGUGCACCGAUAAGGGUGGCAAAGAGGGAUCUGCUGCUCUCGGAGAGAAGAUCCACGAGUUGAUCAGGAUGCCAGGGGAAGGAGAGUUCGAGGACGACUCGGGUCUCGGUUGGCAUUGGGGCCUCAAUUACUUCAUCACCGUCACCAUCCCCUGCCUCGCCGGGUUCACCUGCUGCUGCUGGUGCUGCUGCUGCGCCUUGUGUCACCGUCGCUCCUACGCCUACCGGGAAAUCCGCUUCUUCAACUACGUCGUCGUGAGUUACCCUCCCGGAUGGGAGAUCAUCAUGCCCCGGUCCAUGCUGGAGAAGGACGAAUGAGGCCACCCGCCGAAAGAGGACACUUUCGGGGACGUUUUCCCCUCGCACCAGACCCGAAAAGUCGGUCACGACGCCGAGAUCGAAACGCACGCUUCUUCGCACUUGCCUUCAUCCCCAGCCGGGUUUCGACAUCGUCGCACUCAGUUCCGAGCAGAUAAAUGGCAC